Messenger RNA from Armigeres subalbatus, 1904 nucleotides. It is a transcript of the gene Dnz1, whose product is annotated as palmitoyltransferase ZDHHC3. The transcript is spliced from 3 exons. Lineage: Eukaryota; Metazoa; Arthropoda; Insecta; Diptera; Culicidae. The record is from RefSeq and is a predicted model, not a curated record. Bases 687 to 1496 code for a protein of 269 amino acids. Gene Ontology annotation, molecular function: palmitoyltransferase activity.
UUUAUAUGCCCCCGUUGCCUCCGGCACGGCAAGUUUCCGCACUCCGUGGAAGAGGAAAGAUUCCCGUCACAACGAUUCCCGUCGCGACAUCCUUUCAAUCCGAGACGAGCUUGCGCAGUUGUAUUCGUGUUCCGAUCAAUGAUGGUGUCUUGUUUGGUUUCGUCGGUUUCGUAUUGAAUUGAAUUGGUCUGCUUUUCCGACAGAAAGGGAAUGUCUGGUGGUUGUUUGUCGGUUGCUCAUGACCAGUGAUUAUUACGCUUCCAGUCAUAGUUCCGUGGAGUGAAAGACGGUGAUCAUGAUCUAAAGUGUGUAUUCAUGUAAAAUCGUAAACAGUGGAAGAAUAUACUCUGGAAGCAAAUCCUUCCAAAAAGCAAGAUUAAGCACCUGGAGGGGCAUUGAUUCGAUUACAGGGCUGUUUUACCUUCAUUCAUCGCUCCAUUCGUCAUCAAUCAGGAAAGCAAACGGAGACGAAAAACGGGAAAUACGACUUUGUGUGAUGGUUGCUUGCGAAUAGUGAAAAUGGAACGAAGUUAAGCCACUGACUGACGAGGGCGUGAAAUAGCCUCUUUGAAGAAAUAAUUGACGAAGAAUCUUUUGACCAUUGGUCAGGUGUUGCGACAAGGAAACUAGGCAUCCUGUGCCUGCGAAUUGGAAAAAUUAAAAAAAAACCUCAUCUAAUCGGAAAUAUGGGCUUCGUCAAAGAUCCGUGCGGAAUUGUUUGCGUGCUGGUGACCUACUUGGCGGUGGUUUAUGCCGACUAUGUGGUGACCCGAUGGAUCAUCCUGCAAACCAUGCAAAAUAGCCUCUGGGCCCCCUUUCACGUGGUAGCAUUCAAUACGAUCGUGUUCCUGCUUUCGAUGGCUCACCUGAAAGCCGUCCUACUCGACCCGGGUACCGUUCCGCUGCCACAAACCCGCAUCGACUUCUCCGAUCUGCACUCGGAGCGAAAUUACAAUCGUGAGCAUGAGGAGUGGACGGUUUGCACGCGUUGCGAGACGUACCGACCGCCGAGGGCCCACCACUGUCGCAUCUGCAAGCGCUGUAUCCGCCGUAUGGAUCACCACUGCCCCUGGAUCAACAACUGUGUCGGUGAGAGGAAUCAGAAAUAUUUCCUGCAGUUCCUGAUGUACGUCUGCGCGUUGGCUUUGUACUCAAUCUUCCUAAUCAUUGCCUCGUGGGUAUAUCCGUGCGAGAACUGCUCGACGACGGUUCCGGAAACGCAGAGCCGCAUGUUGCAUAGUGUUCUGCUCCUACUGGAGUCGGCACUCUUCGGGUUGUUCGUGAUAGCCAUCAUGGUGGACCAAAUGCACGCGAUUUUGUACGACGAGACGGCCGUAGAAGCAGUCCAGCAAAAAGGUCCCUAUCGGAGCCACAGGCCCAAGAUGGCACUGCUGGCAGAGGUUUGCGGACGUGGCCAUCCUGCCAUGUGGUUGUUUCCCUGUGCCACCCUCAACCGAAAACACCACGACGUGCCGUUGUUGAGCCACGACGUCUAAGCGGGAAAAAAUGUGUCGCUCGCAAAAUUUAUUAUUUGCUUUUAGUAGGAUGGUAUCAAGUUCCAGUUUUUGGUUCUCUUCCCAUGCAGUAGCAUACAUGGCGAUGACGAUACAAUUUAUUUUUUGUAAGUAUGUGUACAUUUACGCUUAGGUAUUUAUUACAGGGAGUGGAAGUAGUGAAAGGGAAAAAAGAUAAAGUUUUUUGUAUAAGGCUUCCUAAGAGUGGAAAUCCGGAACAAUAAGGAUGGAAAAAAAUCCAAGAGAUCCGGUUCUAAUGAAAAGGAAACGUUUCCUUGCUUAUUCACAAAUGUGCUAAUGCUGUGGAGAUAUUAUUUCGUACUUGUUGCGACCGAAAUGUAACCUCAGAUUUAAUAAUAGACCACAAUAAAAAAUACUGUUAGUCCCGAA